Fonsecaea erecta is the source of this 981-nucleotide messenger RNA. RefSeq lists its product as hypothetical. Bases 1 to 981 code for a protein of 326 amino acids. The transcript is spliced from 2 exons. NCBI's taxonomy places the organism in Eukaryota, Fungi, Ascomycota, Eurotiomycetes, Chaetothyriales, Herpotrichiellaceae. Gene Ontology annotation, molecular function: methyltransferase activity. The record is from RefSeq and is a predicted model, not a curated record.
AUGUCAGUCUCUGGCAGUGACAGUGCCUUGGAAGCAAUUAGUGAUCAUAUGAAUGAUGAUACCCACUCGGCACUGGGCGAGACGGAUUCCGGAUAUUGGGACCAGGAAUCUACGACACAGUCGGUGACGGCCAGCAUCUAUGAGUAUGAGAGGCUGUAUAAUCGAACGUAUCAUUCCUUCCAUCGUGGCAAAUACCUGAUGCCCAAUGACGAGUCGGAGCAGGACAGAAUUGACAUCACCUACCACGCUGUCCGUCUGUCGUUGAGGAACAAUUUGUUCUUCGCCCCGAUUCCCCAUCCACGGAGAAUUCUCGAUAUCGGAACGGGAACGGGUACAUGGGCGAUGGAGGCUGCUGAAGCAUAUCCCGGGGCAACUGUUGUCGGCACUGAUCUGAGUCCCAUUCAGCCGAAUUUUGUGACGCCAAACUUGAGCUUCGAGAUUGCAGAUGCCGACGAAGAGUGGGCAUUCCCUCUCAAAUUUGACCUGGUCCACAGCAGGAUCAUGAACGACUUCACUUUGCGCAGUUGGCCUCAUUUCUUCGAACAGGCAUUUCAAUGCCUCAACCCCGGCGGGUGGGUCGAAUGCCAGGAAUUUGACUACAAUCGUCGAAGUGACGAUGGAACUAUCCCUCCGAGCAGUCGGCUCAGCUUCUGGGAACGUGAAUGGACCAGAGGAAUGGAAAUGAUCAACCUGGGAGGAUUCUGCCAACCCGAGCUCGUGGUGGAGCAGAUGCGCACCGCAGGUUUUGUAAAUGUUGCCUGCCGCAGGUACAAAAUGCCCAUAGGUCCCUGGCCCAAAGAUCCUCAACUUCGACAAGCUGGGAUGUUCGGUCUCGUUAACAUCCUCGACGGCAUCCAAGGCCUGAGUCUGAAGAUAUUCACGGAGCUCCUCGGGUACUCGCUUGACGAGCUCGAGAACUUACUCACAGACUGCCGAAGAGAGGCGAGAGAACGCACUGUUCACAGCUACUGGCCGUUGUAA